CGCGUUAUUGGAGGUAAAGCAGGCAGAGUGGGGUAUUGAGGGCAAGAUGCACAAGGAUAUUGUGACAGUGUGGGCGAUCGAUUAUCAGGCUGCUUGGGAGGCGGCACAGCAAGAAUGCAUGUCGGCCUUUGGAGGUUCACCAGACUUCGCUGGAGAACAGCAGAUCGUCUUUCCGGUUCCAACAUCGACUACGUCGUCUCCCCGAGCUCCAAGGCUGGAUGUGCGCCCUCUUCAGACGUCAGGGCCAUCUGAAAAUCGUGUCAACUUGCUUUUCCUUUCUGAUGGAUAUACCGUAUCGGAAGAAAACAAAUUCUUUGCUGACGCUCAGACGCUGGUGGAUGCGGUAGGUGUACGAGAAGAGGAGGCUUUUGGAAGCGUAAAAGGAUUGGUGAAUUGGUGGGCGGGGUUCGUCCCCAGUCGCGAGAGUGGCGUUGGCACAUCUGGGAUGCCGAAAGACACCAUUUUCGGUCUGUACCGACCUGGGACUGAGCUGCGGGGACUGUAUUAUGCGUAUCCUGAGGUAGCAAGGGCAGCUUGUCGUUCCAUGGGUAGGCAGUGCGAUUACCCCAUUCUACUUGGAAACUCGCCGUACUAUGGAGGUUUGGGGGGCGAAUUCACCACCAUUACGUCUUCCUUCGUCAAUGGCCCCCUAGUACUUCGACAUGAGCUAGGGCACUCGAUUAUCGAUGUCGGAGAGGAGUACGACGGCGGCGGGUAUUUUGGUGUGAACGCGGCACCUUCCUUCGUAAACCUCUCAUGGGCCCACUGGCUUAGCGUACCCGAACGCAUCCGAGCGGAGCUUAAUGCCCUUCCGCUGCUGGACUAUGCAUGGACGAUGCUUAAUUCUACGACACCUUGGAGCACGACAUUCACUACCACCGGCCUCUUCCCUCGUGCUCUAUUGCGUUUCUCCCUGUCCGGUGUUCCCCGUGUCUCCGAUCUCAUCGUUCGACUCGACGGCCACAGUCUGCCCUGGUUGCCGAAACCGGACAUUGGGAUGGACCGGUGGUUCUACGACAUCCCGAAUAUUGGCGGUCCAAGUGGGCUGGCCGCAGGAGAUCACUUGCUCGAGUUUGCACUGACUUACGUUGGUCAGGAAGGGGAAGCACAGUUAUGCAACGUCGAGCUGUUCGAGUAUGGGAAUGAGGAUGAGUUCAACACCAGCGAAGGCUUCAUCGGCGCAUUCCCUACCUACUCAGACGAGCCGCCAUACGACCUCAUUGGCAAGCCAAAACACUGGAACGUCACCUCCUACCGCCCGACGAACGAAGGCUGCCUCAUGCGGCAAGUGACAACUUCCAACUUCUGUUCCGUUUGCAAAGAGGAGCUCUGGAUGCGACUCCUCGCCCGUGUUGACCUGAUCGACGACGUUAUCGUUACUUGUACGCCCAAGUUAGCCAGGAGGAUUAGUCUUGAGGUCGCUCCUGUGCCCGGGCUAGAGAUUAAGUGGUCAAAGGAUGGCGAGUAUGUGCCUGAGUUUGAGGGGAUGAGGACAGUCGAGCUUUCUAAAGGGCACAGCUUGGGGGUGUGGGACGUGAACGUGACAUUGAGGACACCAGAGAUUAGGCGGGACGAGCACGGAUAUACUGAAGCGACGAGGAGGGUGGUCAUCACCACGCCCUGUCCUCUAGAUCGGCGGUAA
Molecule: messenger RNA, 1642 nt
Organism: Dacryopinax primogenitus
Lineage: Eukaryota; Fungi; Basidiomycota; Dacrymycetes; Dacrymycetales; Dacrymycetaceae
Exons: 9
Coding region: 47-1642 (531 amino acids)
Molecular function (GO): metallopeptidase activity
Source: RefSeq, a predicted model, not a curated record